Messenger RNA from Phytomonas sp. EM1, 1476 nucleotides. NCBI's taxonomy places the organism in Eukaryota, Euglenozoa, Kinetoplastea, Trypanosomatida, Trypanosomatidae. The record is from the annotation of a GenBank genome assembly.
AUGCGGCGGAGCUUCAUACUGCUUGGGGGGCUGGCUGAGACGCCCGUGUACGAUGUGAUUGUUUCUGGUGGUGGCAUGGUCGGGGCUGCCAUGCUCACCUCCCUUCUGCACCUGCGGCGGCGGAUGAGCGCCGGGGCAGGGGCCCCCUCUUUGCUGACCCGGCUCAUGUUGGUGGAGGCCGGGCGGCAGCCUGUGUACAACCCGGCGGAUACGGUGCACCGGCUGCGCACCGUCAGCAUCACACCGGUAUCGAGCAAAAUCGUGGAUAAUUUGGGUGCCUGGUCAAAGCUAACGACGAAGCACUCUUACUACCGGAUUGCGGUGCGGCAUGAGGAGGUGAACGGUCCUCUGCUAGGCCGGAGCGCGCGCUCGCGGUCGUUCUUUAUGAGUAGCAUUGUGGGGGGCAAGGCGACCGCGGAACCGCUUGUGGAGUUCACCGACCUGCGGACGCCUUUGGGUUUCAUGUGCUACAAUGUCGAACUGCAAAGUGCCAUGAUGGCGCGUGCGCGCGAGCUUGCGAACGAAGAAGGUGACGCCGGCGCGAGGCGGGACGUAACCCUGUUCGAAUCCACCCUUGGAAGCAUCCGCCUACCGCGGCAGGACGUCGAGUCUGGCGCGCUUGGCCGCGCGACGGUCACCGGCAAGCAAGGCGGCGACCGCCCUGAGGAGGUGAAGUUCCGGCUGCUGCUUGGCUGCGACGGGCGAGGCAGCGCACUUCGGGGCGCCUUCCAGGCGCCCGCUUUCGAGCAAGACUACGGCCAGGUGGCCUUUGUGUGCGAAGCACGCCUAGCGGGUGUCGCAGACGGUAACGUGUGCGGCUUUCAGAACUUCUUUCGGGACGGGAAGAUUAUUGCGUUUCUGCCGACAGCGAAGGAUUCGGCGAAUAUCGUCUUCUCCACGACACCGGACGAGGCGAAGCGGCUCCAGGGUGCUCCUCAGCGGGUGUUGGUGCAGGAGCUAAACCGCCGCCUACACGACUUCGCGCCGAACGACAUCCCCAGGGUUCUGGAAGUCCCGGAGGGCUCCUCCAACGGCGAGCAGCGUCGCGUGCAGGGGGCGUUCCCGCUCAGACUGAGCCUCGUCACGAGGCCCUACGCGCCGAGGGCGCUGCUGCUGGGCGACGCCGCUCACAGCAUCCACCCCUUCGCUGGGCAGGGAGUCAACUUGGGCAUCUACGACGUGUGCGCGCUAACGGGCACGCUGGAGAGGGUUCUCAGGGUCGGGCAGGACAUUGGCAGCGUUGUCGCGGUCGGGCGGGUCUUUGCGGGAGAAAUGAUUGCCCACACACGGCCCAUGGUGGCCUCCAUGGAGGCUAUUAAAGCCGUCACCUGUGUCGCCCCCGGGCUCUCCUGCCUGGGCAUGAAGGUCCUGAACAGUGUGCCGCUGCUCGCGACCCUUGGCAAGGAUGCCAUUCUACAGGUCGCGUCUGGCGCCUCCUUCGCCGCACGGCAUCAAGACAGCUUUCUUCUGCGGUAG